GCCACUGUACGUCUGUACGCGCGACUUCCCCUAUCCCCUUAUCUUCUUUCCACGGGACGGGACACACGGCCUCUUCCUCCCCUUUCUCUCUCAGCUCUCCGGCCAAUGCCGCCACCCAUGGCGCUCUCGGUCUCCACCUCCACCGCGAACCUUCCGCGCUUCCCCGGACUCCCCCACCUCGUCGCACCCCGCGUUCGCUGCAACUCCUCCUCUUCCUCGCCCGCCCGCGCGGUCGCGGCUGGCUACGCCGCGAGCUUCUACGGCGGCGCGGCGGCGGCGUCGCGCACCCGUGACGAGGAGGAGGUCGGGGACGAGGAAGGCUUCGGCGGCGGCGGGGGGCUGGGUAUGUCGGCGUCGGAGGCGGCGCUGGCCCUGGAGGAGCGUGAGAUGCCGCCCUGCCCGCCCGGGCUGCGCCAGUACGAGACCAUGGUCGUGCUCCGCCCCGACAUGUCCGAGGAGGAGCGCCUCGCCCUCAUCCAGCGCUACGAGGAGCUGCUGGUUUCCGGAGGUGCCAUGUAUGUGGAGGUCUUCAACCGGGGGGUCAUCCCGCUCGCCUACAGCAUCAGGAAGAGGAACAGCAGGACCGGGCUGCCAUUCACCUACUAUGACGGCAUCUACCUCCUCUGGACCUACUUCACAAAGCCCGAGUCCGUGGAUGCCCUGCAGAUGAAGCUCAAUGCCGAUGAUGAUGUCAUCCGCUCCACCAGCUUCAAAGUCCGGAAGAGGAGAGUUUACUAAGAACAGGGCAUGUAAGAAGAUUGGUUUCAUCUGAACUGGACUUGAAAGCUCCAAGUUUUUUUUGGUUCGUGUUUAUAUAUAUCAUCUUGCAAGAAUGCUACUGCCCUGGGUGGUGAAUAUCUGCCUUCUCUAGCCAUUGUUGGGAGGAAAUGGUGUCCUUUAAUCUGUUUCCAGAAAUCCAUGUUCGUUUUUCAUACCAGACAUCAAGUUUAUGCACGUCUUGUGCUAGUUAUGGCAUCA
This is a messenger RNA of Brachypodium distachyon (stiff brome), 978 nucleotides long. RefSeq names its product 30S ribosomal protein S6 alpha, chloroplastic. Gene Ontology annotation, cellular component: ribosome. Gene Ontology annotation, molecular function: structural constituent of ribosome; small ribosomal subunit rRNA binding. The record is from RefSeq and is a predicted model, not a curated record. NCBI's taxonomy places the organism in Eukaryota, Viridiplantae, Streptophyta, Magnoliopsida, Poales, Poaceae. The transcript is spliced from 2 exons. Gene Ontology annotation, biological process: translation. The coding region runs from base 106 to 738 and encodes 210 amino acids.